Molecule: messenger RNA, 435 nt
Organism: Eufriesea mexicana
Lineage: Eukaryota; Metazoa; Arthropoda; Insecta; Hymenoptera; Apidae
Product: protein dimmed
Exons: 2
Coding region: 1-435 (144 amino acids)
Biological process (GO): sensory organ development; positive regulation of transcription by RNA polymerase II; axon development
Cellular component (GO): nucleus
Molecular function (GO): protein dimerization activity; DNA-binding transcription factor activity, RNA polymerase II-specific; E-box binding
Source: RefSeq, a predicted model, not a curated record
AUGAACGGGAAUAACUGGGAGGGAAAAUGGCCUAAGCAACAAUCGCAGACUAAUAAAACACUACGCCGAAACAGUAAGCGAACUGAAAAAUCUGGAUUAAACUCAUCUAGAGGAACAACACCUAGAGAAAGAACUCUUAGAAGAUUGGAAAGUAAUGAGAGGGAAAGAAUGAGAAUGCAUAGUUUAAAUGAUGCUUUUCAGUCUUUACGUGAAGUAAUUCCACAUGUAUCAAAGGAAAGGCGAUUAUCAAAAAUUGAAACUUUAACUUUGGCAAAAAAUUAUAUAGUUGCUCUCACAGAUGUGAUAUGUGCAAUGAGAAAUGAAGAAAAAGUUACAAAUCCACAAUCAGAAGUUUCUGAAUCUCAGGAAUCAUCUAAUAAAAUGAAUAUUUGCCUGAAUAUGAAUAUUCCAAUUGCUUCAAAAUCUUGUAGUUAG